CAUUUUUUCUUACAGUAGUAGGCUUUGGACCUGACGGAUAUAGAAUAUCUUUCAAGGACAGCUGUGAUGAGGAAGUGACAGAUAACUACACAAAACCAUCAUGUAAUAUAAUAUAUCCGUUCAGUUUUUCCUCUGAGCACCAAUAGUGCAUGAGUAGAUUCUAUACGCGUAUUCUGAAUCACCCAUCGUGUGACGUUCCAUUCACUUCAGCGCCAGUCGCGCAUGGUGAUCGUGACCGAGUUUUUUUAGUGUGCAUAAUUUGUUUUGUUUUGUUUUUUGUCGGAGAGGAAAUGUCGUCUCCGACGCGAAUCGAUGCACACAGACUUCAUUGAGGAUUUUUCGUGCUCUAUACCAACAGCUCAAGGAUAAUAUUAUAGAAGCCGAAGAGGACAUGUUUCACAUUGCGAAUUCAGACCAGACAGUGAUGCACACCCCCUAAACCUGGAACAUUAGUGUACCGUACCUGUGGGGAGCAGUGUGACCCCCCGUCACCGAGACAGCUGGGAGACAAACCUAGCAGUGUGAUCCCCCGUCACCGAGACAGCUGGGAGACAAACCUAGCAGUGUGACCCCCCGUCACCGAGACAGCUGACUGGGAGACAAGCCUCGCUGUGUUGUGUACCGCUGGUUGUUGUUUACCACUCGUUUGGCGACCCCAGGUUGCCACGAACUCUGCAAUCAUUCACAAGAAGCAGAAGCAAAGACACAAGAGAGUGAGAGGGAGAGAGGCGCUGUACUCAUCAUAAAAAAGCCAGAAAACGAUUUCCAGUAGUGACCGCAAACAACCCUAAAUAGUGAGAAAAUGGAGCGUGAAGAAAGAAACAGUGACAGAGAUACACCAGUCCCAAGUUCCGAUGGGACAAGACGCCCUCUUUCAAAGACAGAUUCCCCAGAAAUGUUGGAUAAUAUCCAGAUUUCUUAUCAGGAUCAGGACGAAGCUUCUACUGCCACUCUCAGAGAUUUUCUACCCCAAGAUGAAGGACAUGGGGAAAAGCGCGCAGAAGAAAGAGCAGGAAGCCCCAACUCGACUGUACGUGAGCCAGGACACGCCGACAGCAUGAUGCCACAAACGUCUCCAGAUGGAAAAUUCCCAAAAGACCUUUCCGAUACUUCUCAAACUUCGAUCCCAAACGCCACAUCUACGUCGGGCCAGAACGACGAGUCGCACACCUUCCCGUUCUCCACGACUCGCGCGUGGCUCACCCUCGGAACCGUCCUUGUGCUCAACAUCAUCACAUUUAUCUCGCUUAGUUCAAUUUGCACUCAGUAUUUUUCCUAUCGUAUCGCGAGGGACAGCUACAACACCAGCCUGAACUCUUCAUCAGAACAGGGCAGCAGCUGCAGCAAUGCCACCGAGGAAGUGGAAGGGAUACAAAACGAGGUUCAGAAAGAGGCGGCGAAGAUCAGUUUGUAUUCUUCGCUGGCGUCUGGUAUCCCUGCCGUCGUCACAAACGCCCUGCUGGGCUCGUACUCAGACUACGUUGGCAGAAAGCCUAUCAUUGCAGCCGCUGUAACAGGCACCCUGACCCGUGUGGUGUUCCUUGUCCUGAUCAUGAUCUUGGAGCUGGACCUCCGCCUGUACUACAUCGGCUCUGCGAUCGACGGCUUGUUGGGAUCCUUCUACUCCCUGACCCUCUCGGUCAACUGUGUGGUCGCUGACGUCACACCCGAUGCGUUAAGCAGGGCUGUCCGUUUCGCUGCCAUCGAGGGGGUGACUUAUAUCCUAAGCUCUGGUGCUCAGGUGGGUAUCGGCUACAUGAUAGACGACCUGGGCUACAUGGCGCCCACAGCGUUGUGCGGUGGUUUCAUGGUGGUUGCACUGGUGGUGGCAAUCUGUAUAUUCCCAGAAACCAUGCAAACCCGACGGAAAGUUGUCAUCAACCCCGUGUUACACAUCAAGAAGGUGUUCAGUUUCUACACCAGCGGCUCUUCCAAACGCCGGCUCCAGUGCUGGUUGGGUCUGAUACUUUUCUUCACGCUGAUGCUCUCGAACCUCGGGAGAGUUCCCGUGGAGAUUUUGUUUGUGAUGAACUCGCCUAUAUGUUGGGGUUCUGUGGAAAUCGGGAUCUUCAACGCCCUACGCUUGCUGGCAAUGGCGGCUGUGGCAGUGGUGUUGCUGAAAGUGCUCAAACAUCGUCUGUCCCUGGAAACCAUCGGCGUUAUCUGUAGCGUGAGCGCCAUUCUGGGUUUUGUGGCUGAGGGAUUUUCUACGGACACACUCUCCCUGUACUUGUCUGGCCUCAUCGGGAUCUUAUACAUGACACUCCUCCCUGUUCCCAGAGCUCUUCUCUCAAAGAUAGCCUCCCCACAGGAGCAAGGGGCGCUGUUCUCCAGCCUGUCCACACUGGACGCCAUAGCCAGCCUGGUGUCUUCCACACUCUACACGCUCAUCUACAACGCCACCGUCGACUCAUUUAGGGGAUCUGUGUUCAUGCUAAUGGCCGCUCUCUGCUUCUUAGACGGCUGCAUACUUUUGGCAUUCCGUAUGGUGCGCAGAUCUGACACAUCGUCCACUGAGUACGAAGUGAGACCAGGAGGGGAAGAGGAGGAGAAAGUGGGGACUGCCCAAGUCAGCGCCAAUGAAACAACGCCUUUGUUGAAAGCAGACUGAUGUUCCGGUGUGUUACAAGAGGAUAUUAUUUAUAAACGGAUUGCAUUUUGAAUAUACUUGCAUUGAAUGGACUCUUUCAUAAAACUGCAAGUUCCGUCCCAUAGAUCUCAUUUCAACGAGAAAAGUGUGUAAGUCACGUUGUCUGAAAGUUCAUUUAAAUGAAUAGAACAUAUUCGUUGCUAUGAGUGGUUAAAGAUCCUGUGAUGGUUGCAGUUAUAUUUAAAACUGCAGAUGUUUUAUGUCCCUAUUAAGACAAUAUAGUUCAGAAAGUCGGCGGGCUGCUUCAGCCCAGCUCAUCCCGGUAGAUGGAGAGUAGGAUAAAAAUAAAAUCUCCCCACACGGGAAUGGAACACACGUCUUCUGCCACCACAAGUGGCAUGAACAAUGAUGACUGUAAUAAGUCCGUGUAUUACUGUUAAUAGCGUGGACAGUCGAGGUGUUCUGGAACGGUCUGCUCGACCUUCUAUUUCUGUUCUUGUUUCUGUCAUCAUGCGUUUACUUAAAGAAAUCAAAAAUAUUGUACUCUACAAAAUGGCACUCUUUUACUGUUUAUAUUUUAAAAAGUGUCCUUGCAAAUGCUUGCAUAGUUUUGACAAUUUUGUCGGAUCUACAUAUUCGAGAAUGCAUUUUUUUAUUAUUCAGAUGUCGUCAGCAUCAUUUUACCAUUGCUCACAUUUCUGGAGGUUUCCAGAUGUAAUCCAAUGCCUUAUUCGAAUAGAAAUACUAUACCGUGGGGCAUUUAUAUUUACAACAUAGUUUCGUUUCGUUUCGUAUCGUUUCGUAUUUCCUCCUUAGUUUUAAAAAUCCCAGAAGAUGCUCAAGUCAUGGUACUGAUUGGGGCUGACUUAUUAUCUUUAAUUUUCUCAAAACUUCAGAAAAUGACGUAGGCGUUUGUGAAAUGACUCUGGCGAUAUUCUUAUGUCGAGAGUUCCCAUGAUGUCACGCUUUAGCAGUGAGGGUGAUUUCACCAAAAGGCAUGAUUGUCGACUUUCUGCCAACGCUUGCUGUCUUUUCUUUAAACAAAACGCCCAGAGAUCUCGCAACACAUCGUUGUAUAUCGACAAUACGUGUUUCGUAUUUGUUUUGUUUUUUUCUUUCGUUUCUCUAACCUGUUUGCCCUUCUCUUCAAUCCUCAAACUUUUUAUUCCACACUUCAUGUUUUCCUAGCAUUCUUCUUCCUUAAU
Messenger RNA from Aplysia californica (California sea hare), 3795 nucleotides. RefSeq names its product proton-coupled folate transporter. The transcript is spliced from 10 exons. NCBI's taxonomy places the organism in Eukaryota, Metazoa, Mollusca, Gastropoda, Aplysiida, Aplysiidae. Gene Ontology annotation, biological process: transmembrane transport. Bases 803 to 2611 code for a protein of 602 amino acids. Gene Ontology annotation, molecular function: transmembrane transporter activity. The record is from RefSeq and is a predicted model, not a curated record. Gene Ontology annotation, cellular component: membrane.